AUGAUAUCACAAAUUGUAAACCCGGAACCACAUGAUACAACAGUCCCUAAUACUGCACCAGUCCUUGAAUAUCGCUGUCUGUUUACCAGAGAUGUUCAAAGAAAGCAGAAACGUUGGCAGGAUGGGCGUCUUAGAUUUCACACAUUCAAUAGGCGGCUUAUGGUAUACGAUGAAAGUUCUAACUUUGUUGGUGAUGCACACUGGCAAAAGGAUGGCAUAGAAGAAGGUGAAGAACUACACCUAGAACGUAAUGGAAUUCUCGUACAGGUUGUGGAGUAUUAUGGGAAAAAAGAUCAAGAUUUAAAUGGCCUCAUAAGUCAAAGAAUUAAGGAUAGAGAGCAAAGAGCAGCUGCGAGGAUUUCGAAUGGAUUACAAGCCAUGACAUCUAGUGGCAAGCCAAAUGGAAUAUUGUACCAUCAACCUAAAGAACGUAACAUAAUGCUUACUCCAAACGAUCACCAUGGUAAAACUGGCAUGCGGACUAUAUUACCAAGAAAAUUUAGUCAAUAUCCCACAAAAGUAGCCGACAAACCAUGGGACCAUGAUCGCCAAGCUAAGCGCUGCAAAUUAACUUUCUUACCACCAAAAGACAUUAGCUGCCAUCAAAAUUCCAAAGUUGAGAAAUCCACGUUAUUUCCAGCCACAUCAGGUGCCAUAACAAUGCCAUCUGGAUCUAUCGCGGAAGAUCAAAGUAAAAAAAAUUAUCCCCUGGAUGUCGUCGAUUUGACGGAAGAAAGUUCAAUCAGCCCAUCACCUCAUGAAAAUGGGGAUCAUAAAUAUCAGCAAGAUAUAUCCACGCAAAGCAAAAGUUUAGAACAGAAGGCUUAUUUAUCUCGAAAAUCGAAAAAUACUUAUGCUAGUCAGCUUACAGGAGUAACACUGUCUUUAAAUACAUCUAAAAAUAGUGCACAGAAAAACCAGAAGGGAUCUAAAUCGUUAAAACUAGCUUCUCUUAAUCAAAGUUGCCAGAAUAAUAAUACAAAUAUAGCAGAGAAAAAAAUAACUGUACAGACGAUCUGUGAAAAUAGUUUAAGUAGUGCUCUUAUUCCAGGCAAUAUCUUAUCCGAUAAGCGAUCAUUAAUCGAUAAUUCUUACUUCUUAUCUAACUCGGCCACGAACACUUCAUCUAUGCAUGCUGAGUUGCAAGUGGAGAGACAAGUAACGAAUCAAAAUGGCUUAUUAAGUAAAAAAGUUACUCCCUUGCUUAAAAAAGAUAAAAUAAUCAUCUCCGUCGAGCAUAAUAGUGAGAAUGAUGAAAAAUCAUAUUCACCUGCAAAACAAUCUUUUCCAGAUGAAUUGACAUCUACGUUACGAAUAAAGCCGAGGCCACCAAGAAAGAUGAUGUUCAUGGAGAGCCCCGCAAAAUAUCCAUCUUACUCCAAAAAUUCAAUUAUUGAGAAGAGGCCUAUCAAUAAUUCAGUAGAUAAAAUCAAAGGUCUAGAGUCUAUAACAAUUGACUUAGAAUCGAACCAAAACCAACCAACGCUAUCACCUAGGUGUAGCUCUAUGUGCAAAAAAAAAGAGAAUAAAGUUUCAAAUAUUGUCCCAAAUUUUUUAAAAUCAUCAAACGAUAUAAAUGCUUUGAUUCUAGAAACUAGUGUAGACCGUCAGAACAUAGAUUUUCGACCCAAGAGCUUGAACUCUAAUGUCAACAACUCGAAUGAUCCUCAAUCUAAAAAGCCGACAAACUGUUUUAAAUCACAUGCUGAGGAAGGUAUAUGUGAAAAAAUGAGUAAAAAACUUGCUAUAGUCAAAGAAAAAGAGCUUUUAACCAAUAUUGAUAGUGACAUAGAACAAAAAUUUCCUUUCAAUUCAGUCGAUAAAGCUCACACAAGCAGGCCAAGUUUUAAACUCAAUUUGCAUUCAGAAAAUACUGAUGAAGUAGCGAAGUAUCCAAUAAACGAGAUCCGUACUGUGAGAGCGUCGCCCCUCAUAACAUCAAAAAUCGAAGGGAUUGAACCCGCAUCUAAACACGAAGAAAUAUCAGUCAAUAGUUGUUCCCCAACUACUCCCUCAACGUAUGAAAAAGUCUGUGAAAAAUCUAGACAGACGAGUAUAGAUCUAUGUAAUAAAGCAGGUAGUAAACCUGAAUCAGGACAAGAAACAGUUUCUCCAAACGGAGACGAAAUAUGUUUAGAGUUAGAAAAUUCGUCUUCUAUUUCAGUGGCUAGUUGUAGACCAUCCGUCGAUGCUAUCAGUAGUUACAAUUCUGGCGGGAAAACAAAAAAUAAAUCUUCUCUCUCCACAUCUACUUCCAAAGUUUUGACUCGUCCAAGAGUAAUAUUGUCCAAUCCAGCUACAAAAGGGUUAUCACUUCAAGUAAUAACAGCCAAUACUAUUGACGCACUUCAAUUAGUUACAGACACAUUGCCAAUUUCACGGUUUGGAAGUCAAGUAGAAGAGUCAAUAAGCGUAGACGACGAUAUUGUAAACUUCUCUAUUGGGAUUUCAGAGAGCGAUGAUGCUGUUAGUGGUCCCUGGAGUAGAGAAUCAUUUGACCUAUUCGGCAACUGGAUUCGACCUCAGAAUCAAAUAGGCGUAAAAACUCUUUGA
Blumeria graminis f. sp. triticale is the source of this 2553-nucleotide messenger RNA. The record is from the annotation of a GenBank genome assembly. Lineage: Eukaryota; Fungi; Ascomycota; Leotiomycetes; Helotiales; Erysiphaceae.